CAGUGGCCAUAGGGUCAGCCCAACAUCGACAUUCAUGAUUCAUCGCAGCAGCCAACAAUCCACAAAAGCCUAGCCAUCCGCUCACCCCCUUCGCUUCGGUGACUCUCUCCCCAUCUCCUUCCCCUAGGCCGCCGCUAUGAAACCUCCGGUCGCCAUGGAUUCUGCCGGAGGAAACUCAGGCAAGCUGUUCGACGAAAUGCCUCCCCGUUCGUCGGAUCGAGGAUGCCCCCGGAGCCCGUCACCGGCGGCGAUGGAACACGGCUUCGACAGACACUGUGUGGUGCUCGGCGGAAUGCCCAAGAAGAGAUCAAGGUUGGAGUUGGACGCGGGGGUGUCACUGUGGGCAGGCCUUCAACCGGACAUUCUGGGAAUCGUGCUCCACUUCCUUCCAUGCCUUGCCGACCGUGCGAGGAUGCGGUCCGUGUGCCGUCACUGGCGAGCCAGCGCGAACGGCCACGUCCUGCCACCGCCGCUGCCCCUGCUGAUGCUUCCUGGUUUCAAGUUCUCGAGCCUAUCAGACAAGGGGGAUUUGAUGCCUGUGCGGUGCGUGCCGGUGCCUAAGGAAGUUGCAGCUGAUGAUCUCCGAUGUGUGGGUUAUUUUGAUGGAUGGCUUGUAGGUGUGACUCCUAACAAGGAUCGCAGCGACGAGUACAACAGAGAUGCCGAUGGUGACUGCUUCCUGGUGAAUGUUUUCUCUCGCAAGGUCAUCCGCCUACCGCAGCUGUGCCAUAUGCGUUACAAUUUUCCUGCUUACUCCAGUAAGACCCUCCGCAUCAUCAAUGGUUCUGGUGAGGUCUAUUUUCGUGUCAAUGAUAUAUACACAAUGUCACUAUGCAAUGUGGCACUAUCUGCUUCACCUGACUCAAGAGGCAAGUACAUUGUAGCUGCUUCCUCUGACCACAAGUGUGCAUCAAAACUUGCUCUCUGGCAGCCUGGGAUGAUUUCAUGGCAUAUUUGCGCUGGCGUUGACAUUGAUGGCCCAAGAGAUCUCACUUUUUACCUUGGGAAGCUGUAUGUGCUCCAAAGAUAUAAGAUACGCCUCUUUGCUUUUGAAGUUGGGGAGGACAAUGGUGGGCUCAUGGUCUCUCGCGUUAAGCGUUGUCUGAGUGCGCUGCCUCUCCAUCAUCCCUACCAGGGAGGUGGUGCAAUAAGUUGUAAUAUGGUUGUGUGGCGUGGAGAGCUAUUAUUAAUCAUCAGACACUACAGCGACAAUUACCGUGACCGAGAAGUUCUUAAAGUUGAAGUGUUUGCACUGGAUGUUAACACAAACCCUUAUGGACUAACUGAGAUUCACAGCUUGAAUGGUGACUGUAUCUUUGUUGGCUUAGGUGGCUGCAAGUCCUUUCCUGCUGGUCUACAUCAUGGAGUUGAAGGUGACCAUAUCUACUUUGUCCCUGAUGAUUGGAAGCCUUAUGAUACAUUUGUGUAUAGCAUGAGAGAUGAGAACAUGACCACUGAAAGCUCGCUUCAAUUUGAGUUUCACACAUUGAAACUCCUAUGUGACAACCAAACAUUGUUUGGAGUUUGGACACUUGGUGGAGGUGACCUCCUGCUGUGUUGUAACUGACAAGGUUAAAAGAGCCUUUUCAGCUAGAAAAUUGUCAAUAGACUGAGUUGAGAAAUAAGAUGGGGAAUGAUAGGUUGAAUCAUAUUGAGAGAGAUGUUUUGGCAAUCACUGAAGAUGAUAUUUUGUAAUAUUUCCUAGAACUGAAUAAUAGAGUGAAAAAGUUUACCUCCGUUAUCUCAAACUAGAGCAAAUGAUAUGUUGCAUUCCUACCAUUUUUGUUCAUUAAUCAAUUGUAGUUUGUAGAUUGCAUCUGUAUUUUUUUUUGUCAAAUGCCAAUCUUGUAUGUGUAGGUUCACAUUUGAUAUUGUUCAUGAAGAUAUGAGAGAUGAGGAUGAACCAAAUCGUCGUUGUUGCCCUCAUCCCAUUCUGCUUAGUAUUAUUGUAAGUGGUUCAGUAAGUUGCAACAUCGUGGUGUGGCAUGAUAGAUUUGUACUCUACAACACAAGAAAUGGUAUGAUGAAGCCCUUUGCUCUCAAAUUGUUACCUUGCAACAUUGGCGUUCCUGAGGAAAUCAUUGAUUUUUCCAGUGUGGUUAUUUCCAUCCAACUGAUGCUGCAGAGCAAAUCUGAUAUUUCUCACUGUAUGGUGCUACUGUUUGUUCUUCGAAGAUUAUGAAGACUGAACGAGUUGCUACCUGUCUUUUGACAUCUGUAUGAUUUGGACAAUGGUUUGCAUUGUCACCUAUGUUCAUGUCUGUAUGAUUUGGACAAUGGUUUGCAUUGUUACUACGUUCAUGUCACCCUGGGAUUAAAGGUUAUUAAUUUGGAGGAAAAGUAUUCCAUACCUAUUGAGGUUUGGAACUAAUCCUCUCGAUCCCAUUUAAUCUCUU
Oryza sativa Japonica Group (Japanese rice) is the source of this 2396-nucleotide messenger RNA. RefSeq lists its product as uncharacterized. The record is from RefSeq and is a predicted model, not a curated record. NCBI's taxonomy places the organism in Eukaryota, Viridiplantae, Streptophyta, Magnoliopsida, Poales, Poaceae. Gene Ontology annotation, molecular function: protein binding.